CGGCACUCGAUCGUACCGCUUAGUGCCACGUCGUGUCUCAGAGCGCCCAGGCCACGGGCCCCCGAAUCGUACCGCUUAACGGAAAGUCUAAGAAACAUAUACCUUACAUACCAAAAAUUCCAAUAAUACUAGUAUUAUUUGAAGUACUAGCAAUACUCGAAGUACUAGCAAUACUCGAAGUACUAGCAAUACUAGAACUCCCCGCCUGGGAAAGUGAGUGCCGUGAAUAGCCUGCCAGCACAUCGAUAAACCUUUUAUUUUUGGAGAAACCAGCUGCCAGCAGCAUCCGUCAUGCAGGUCUUCGAUAACAAUAUGCGCCGUGCCUCACGUCGUGCCUCGCUGCGUCGUGGCUCGAUUUCGGCCUUGCCCCAGAAGUCGCACGAGAUUCCCUGGGACAUCUUCGAGCGGCUCUCCCUGCCGUUCCUGUUGUGCCAGGCGGCGGCCAUCGUGACCUCCCACCUGCUCCACGCCCUGGACAUCUCCAGCAUCUCCACCUUCGCCGUGUUCGUCUGGUUCGCAUUGGCCACCGUGGGAGCCGUGCUCUUCUACCACUUCGUCAAGGUAUCCGCUUCGGGCAAGGGCGUGCUAAUCACCGGCUGCGAGGCCCCACUGGCCUGGUACUUGGCCAAGAAACUGGACGACCUGGGCUUCACCGUUUACGCCGGAUUCAACACGCCCAUCGAGGAUUCGGACGAGGCCAAGAUACUCAAGGAGGAGACCUCGGGACGCAUGAAGCUGCUGCACCUGGACGUCACAUCGGAGAAAACGAUUUUGGAAGCUGCCCGCUAUGUGUCGCAGCACUUGCCCCAUGGCGCCGAGGGGUUGUGGUCUGUGGUGCACUGUGCCCACUGGAUUGCAUUGGGUGAACUCGAGUGGAUUCCAUUUGCCGUGCUGAGGAAGAGCCUGGACUUGAACCUGCUGGGUGGAGCCCGCCUCACCCAGAUCUUCCUGCCCCUGGUCCGCCGUGCCCAUGGUCGCGUGGUCUUCCUUACCUCCGGCCUGAACCGGGUGCCAUCUCCCGUCCGGGGCAUCCAGAACGCCACCCAGGCGGCCGUCGACUGCUUCGCCGCCUGUCUGCGCCAGGAGAUGAGGACCCGCGGAGUGGAUGUGUCCGUGGUGGCCGCCGGAGAGUUCGCCCCCGGCAACGGCUGGCUGAACGAAACGGAGCUGCGGGACCAGGCCAAGCAAAUGUGGAACCAGCUUUCCUCGGAACAGAAGAAGACCUACGGCGAGGAUUACUACGAGGCGGCCAUGACGUCGGUGGAGAAGUAUUCGCGCCAGGCGGCCGACAUCCAGCCCACGCUGCGCGUCCUCAUCGAUGCCGUGACCAGGACCUUCCCCAUGGCCCGCUACACUCCAGUGACGGCCAACGAGAGGCUCCAGAUCUUCCUGGCCGAGCACCUGGCUCCCUCCCUCUACGAAUCGGUGUACGGCGAGCAGAAGAAGUUCGUCUACUGAGUGCCCCAUCCCAGAUCCACUGUCCACUAUCCAACAUCCACUGUCCAAUACCGAAACGGCCUGAUAUUGUUAUUCGGAAAUUGUUAUUCAUUUAUGAUUUACCCCGAAAUCCAUCUCCCUGCUCCUUGGUGCGCGUGAAGGACACCCCGAAAAGGAACUGUUGCCGGGAGCACUGUUUCGCUGAGCUCCGCCAGUCGAUGAGCAUUUACGUCCUUCUCUCGAUUAUACUCAUAUUUCUCCUUUUCACGGAGGCGUCUGCGAACGCCUGCAUAAUAUUAUUUUCUUAAGUUGCUAGAACGAAUUGUAUAACGACGAAUAAAAUGAAAUGGAAACAAUA
This is a messenger RNA of Drosophila rhopaloa, 1795 nucleotides long. Its product is annotated as D-beta-hydroxybutyrate dehydrogenase, mitochondrial. The coding region runs from base 292 to 1458 and encodes 388 amino acids. The transcript is spliced from 7 exons. NCBI's taxonomy places the organism in Eukaryota, Metazoa, Arthropoda, Insecta, Diptera, Drosophilidae. The record is from RefSeq and is a predicted model, not a curated record.